This is a messenger RNA of Daphnia pulicaria, 906 nucleotides long. RefSeq names its product putative methyltransferase DDB_G0268948. The record is from RefSeq and is a predicted model, not a curated record. Lineage: Eukaryota; Metazoa; Arthropoda; Branchiopoda; Diplostraca; Daphniidae. The transcript has 7 exons. Gene Ontology annotation, molecular function: S-adenosylmethionine-dependent methyltransferase activity. The coding region runs from base 264 to 836 and encodes 190 amino acids.
CGGUCUUUAUCUGUGACAAAAGGCUGGCGAGAUAUUUUGAAAGUGUCACACACGCUAAUGUAUAUGCUAAAUUUCGCCCAUGUCCGCCAAAGCAGCUUGGAAAUAGAAUAAUUAACUAUCUUAAAGAAAAGUAUGAAGGGGAGCUAAGCCUUUGUUUGGACGCUGGGUGCGGAAAUGGCCAGAGCAGCAACCUAUUCUCAUCAGAUUUCAAAAAGGUGGUUGCAACAGACGUGAGUUCUGCUCAAGUCACUGUUGCAAAGACUAUGAAUCAUCCAUCCAACAUUGAAUUUCUGGUAAGCCCUGCUGAACAAAUUCCUGCUAAAGAAGGAUCAGUGCAAAUUGUCAGUUCUAGCCAAGCAUGCCAUUGGUUUGAUCUACCCCAGUUUUUUAAAGAAACUAAAAGAGUGCUUUGUUCAAAUGGCAUUGUGGCCUUGUCAGGAUACACAUUUCCUAAAUUUAUACAUCCAACCAAAGAACAAGACUUUCAAAGGGCUUUUGAUUUGCUUUAUUACCAAAGAACAGGCCCUUAUUGGGGAAGUGGUCGUGAACUCGUAGAUAACGAAUAUUCUAAUAUAGUGCUUCCGUUUGAAGAUUUCAUAAGAGAAGAAUUUUGGACAGAGGAAACCAGAACAACCAUUUCAGAGUUUGUUGGGUACAUUACUACUUGGUCUGGUUACCAGAAUUACUGCAAAAACCAUGGAGCCCAAGCAGGAGAAGAAAUUUUAACUGAAUUUACAUCAAGCUGCCUGAAAGCCUAUGAGAACAAUGAAGACGAGGGGCAGUUUACAAUAAGACGUAAAUAUUUUUUGCUGAUGGGGCGCAAAGGAAAAGAAUAAUGUCGAAAAAGUCAAUAAACCAAGGAUGCUGACAUAUGUUCCAUGAAAAGAAAUAAAAUAGUUUGAUGUU